Penicillium oxalicum is the source of this 447-nucleotide messenger RNA. RefSeq lists its product as uncharacterized. The transcript has 3 exons. NCBI's taxonomy places the organism in Eukaryota, Fungi, Ascomycota, Eurotiomycetes, Eurotiales, Aspergillaceae. The coding region runs from base 1 to 447 and encodes 148 amino acids. The record is from RefSeq and is a predicted model, not a curated record.
AUGAACCCUCUUUCAUUUCUCCGGUCUUGCCACCGUUUAAAUGGGAAGUAUGAGCCACUGUGGGCCACUAUCCCACCUGGGGUUUCGGUCCGGGAGGCGCCAUCUCAGAGCGGGGACGCUGCACUGCAAAGCUCGAGCUUGGACGGCUUGCUGCAGAUAUCGCAUAAUUUCUCCAACGGUAUUCUCGUUCUGGAUUCUGAUGCGGGCACAUCCAAAGGGUUACAAUGCGUUCCGUCGCAAAUCUAUUUGAUCCUUUUUCCGGUCGGAAUCAGUCUCAGCAGAAGACGCGAGAAGAAAAAAAAGAGGCAUUCAGGUCUCUUCAUGGCCUUAGCAAAGAACUUCACGCACUUCAGCGUGGACCCCUCGACAAGGAUCUCUGCGAUUUACCACUCUAGGCGAACUUGCUCUUCUCCCACGGUCACGGGCCAUCGGGUGCUGAUAGACUGA